UGGGCUCUUCGUUCUGAAUAUGUGUAGGUGAUUGGGUUGCAUGAAGCGCAACGCAUUCAAUGGCUUGCCAUUCCUUUUCAGGUUAUGUACCUUCGUCGCCACCUCCACUCCGCGGGAUCCGGGACGCAGACUGUAAUGGGGACAGUCUACUCCUCUGUAGCCGGCAUGCUGGGCGUUAAUCUCCACAACGUGCAGUUACCGCACAGCUCGAUGAUCUGCUGGCACAAAGCGGACGGUGAAGAGUACCUGUUCAUCGACGUUGUCCGCCGCGGCAUGCGGCUGUCCUGGGAGCAGGUGAUGGAGGAGCUGAAUGCUGAUCACCCGGAAGUGGACCUCCAGAUGCUGGAACCCUUUCCCAGGGCAGGGCUGCUGCGUCGCCUCAUCAAUGGCGCAGUCCAUCCGGAUGUCCGCCGGCCAGGGACCGGCUUCGACCUGGUCUCGUUGGAGACGCUGGCCUGCUGGGCCCGCAGCGACUGCCGUCCGAACACGGCCGCAAUCGUUGACCUGAUGUCGACGAUGGCUCGUGCCCGGCCCAUGUACACGCGCCGCCUGUUGCAGCAAUUCGUCGAGACUAACGGCUCGCUCGUGGCUGAGAACGAGAGGCGUGGCCUGGAAGCGCUCAUGAAACACUUCAAGAGGAUGUACAAGCGGCUGGUGCGCUCCCUAGACGAACAGGAGGCUGAAGUGCAGGAACUGGCGGACCUCCGCGCGGCUGGCCGAGCAGUGGGCGACUACCGGAGGCAGUUUGGUGUGGGUGACGUCGUCACGUACGGCGACGGGUUCCUGGCUGUGGUGUACGGCUGCUCACCAUACUACGAGAUCUCACAGGACUGGACGGCAAAUAGUCGCGUCUGCUCCGGGCUUCAGCGGGGACACAAGCAGCCCUUCUACAGCCUGCUGCUGGAGGGUGACCGGUUCGGAUACAUGGCUGAGGAGGAGCUGCAGCUGUCCCCGGAUCCCCAGCCAAUCAGCCAUCAGGAAGUGGGUCGCUUCUUUACCCGGUUCGACGGCGAACGGUAUGAGCCGAUCGCUCCGCUGGCUAUUCGCUUUCCGGAGCCGCUGUGUGAGCAUGAGACGAAAGCGAACUUCGUCGAGUGUUCGACAGAUGGCAGCGACAGCGAAUGGGAGGACGACGUUGGAGAUGAAGAGGAGGAUCGGAGACCCUCACCGCCCACAGUGUGGAUGGGCGUUUGGCCAGCGAUCCUCCCCGAGGACUCAGAUGAUGAGGACACCGAUGGUUGA
Messenger RNA from Pollicipes pollicipes, 1242 nucleotides. Its product is annotated as F-box only protein 21-like. Gene Ontology annotation, molecular function: DNA binding. Bases 85 to 1242 code for a protein of 385 amino acids. Lineage: Eukaryota; Metazoa; Arthropoda; Thecostraca; Pollicipedomorpha; Pollicipedidae. The transcript is spliced from 7 exons. The record is from RefSeq and is a predicted model, not a curated record.